Erinaceus europaeus (western European hedgehog) is the source of this 6751-nucleotide messenger RNA. RefSeq names its product TBL1X/Y related 1 (gene TBL1XR1). The record is from RefSeq and is a predicted model, not a curated record. The coding region runs from base 702 to 1985 and encodes 427 amino acids. Gene Ontology annotation, molecular function: transcription corepressor activity; protein binding. The transcript is spliced from 15 exons. Gene Ontology annotation, biological process: regulation of transcription by RNA polymerase II. Gene Ontology annotation, cellular component: histone deacetylase complex. Lineage: Eukaryota; Metazoa; Chordata; Mammalia; Eulipotyphla; Erinaceidae.
CGCCGCCGCCGCCGCCGCCGCGGGCCUCGCGAGCGAGCUCAUUUGUGCCUGGCUGGUCCCCGCGCCGCUCUCCCCAGUGUGGAGUGUCUGAGCCGUUGGCUGCUCCGAACCGUUUGGCUCUUUCCCUUAGUAACAGCUUUCCCUUCGGCCUCGGCGCCGCCCGGCUCGCGCCCUGCCCCCGCGCCCCCCGCCCCGCCCCCGCCCCGCGGCCGCGUGCGCCCCUCCCCCGCGGCGGGAGCACCUCCGCGCCCCGGGGACCCGCCGCGCGCCCGCCCGCCCGCCGGGGUGAGAGUCGCCGCGCACCCCCGGAGGGGUUAUUUUGGGGGUGGUUGGAGGCGGCGGCGGCGGCGGCGGCGAGGAGGGGAGUUUCCUUGUGCCUCCAUUGCCGGGAGGGGGAGCGACGUCGGAGGCCUCCGCGCCCAGCAUCAACAGUAGCAACUUGUGAUUGGCGGUCCUGGAUAUUGAGUUGCACAUCCCCACAUCAAUGCACUGCCAAUGGAUUUUCUCAUUCAGCAUUUACCUUUGGUAUAGAAAGCCAUAUCAGUCAGUCAAACAUAAAUGGUGCCCUUGUCCCACCUGCUGCAUUAAUUUCUAUCAUCCAGAAAGGUCUACAGUAUGUAGAGGCAGAAGUUAGUAUUAAUGAGGAUGGUACCUUGUUUGAUGGUAGGCCAAUAGAGUCUCUGUCCCUGAUCGACGCCGUGAUGCCCGAUGUGGUGCAAACGAGACAACAGGCUUAUAGGGAUAAACUUGCACAGCAACAAGCAGCAGCUGCAGCAGCCACUGCGGCCGCCGCCAACCAGCAAGGCUCUGCAAAGAAUGGAGAAAACACAGCAAACGGGGAGGAGAAUGGGGCACAUACUAUAGCAAAUAAUCAUACUGAUAUGAUGGAAGUGGAUGGGGAUGUUGAAAUCCCUCCUAAUAAAGCAGUUGUGUUACGGGGCCACGAGUCUGAAGUUUUCAUCUGUGCCUGGAACCCUGUCAGUGACCUCUUGGCAUCAGGGUCUGGAGACUCUACAGCAAGAAUAUGGAAUCUCAGUGAGAACAGCACGAGUGGCUCUACCCAGUUAGUCCUUAGACAUUGUAUACGGGAAGGAGGGCAGGAUGUCCCAAGCAACAAGGAUGUGACAUCUCUAGACUGGAACAGUGAAGGCACACUUCUAGCAACUGGUUCAUAUGAUGGAUUUGCCAGAAUAUGGACUAAAGAUGGUAACCUUGCUAGCACCUUGGGACAGCAUAAAGGUCCGAUCUUUGCAUUAAAAUGGAACAAGAAAGGAAAUUUCAUCUUAAGUGCUGGAGUAGAUAAGACGACAAUUAUUUGGGAUGCGCACACUGGUGAAGCCAAGCAGCAAUUUCCCUUUCACUCAGCACCAGCACUGGAUGUUGACUGGCAAAGCAACAACACCUUCGCUUCUUGUAGUACAGAUAUGUGCAUUCAUGUCUGUAAAUUAGGACAAGACAGACCUAUUAAAACAUUCCAGGGACACACGAAUGAAGUAAAUGCUAUCAAAUGGGACCCUACUGGCAAUCUCCUGGCCUCCUGUUCAGAUGACAUGACUUUGAAGAUAUGGAGUAUGAAACAAGACAAUUGUGUCCAUGAUUUGCAAGCACAUAAUAAAGAAAUUUAUACUAUCAAGUGGAGUCCAACGGGGCCAGGGACAAAUAAUCCGAACGCCAACCUUAUGUUAGCAAGUGCAUCCUUUGAUUCUACUGUUAGAUUAUGGGAUGUAGACCGAGGGAUUUGCAUCCAUACUUUGACAAAACACCAAGAGCCUGUGUACAGUGUAGCUUUCAGUCCUGAUGGCCGAUAUCUGGCAAGUGGUUCUUUUGACAAAUGUGUACACAUCUGGAACACACAGACAGGUGCUCUAGUUCACAGCUAUAGGGGAACAGGUGGGAUUUUUGAAGUUUGCUGGAAUGCAGCAGGAGACAAAGUUGGAGCCAGUGCAUCAGAUGGUUCAGUUUGUGUAUUAGACCUUCGGAAAUAGCGCUACUAGUUGGAAGCCAUGGACCGACUAUGAAUGUGUACAUAGCCAAAAUGACUGUCCCUGACCCACGUACUGCUCCAGUCCCACUUGAACCAUGGCCAGUCCACUACAGCCAAACCUAAAUGAAAUAUAUACAUACAGUGUAUAUAAACAAAAUUGCACCCUGAAGAUGACAGAAUUUUGUCACAGCUUGUGAAUUCUGUUCACCAAGUGCUGGAAUCUAAUCUGCUGUGCCCCUAAAAUAGCAUUUAGAAGUUUUGGAUAUGAAAAUCAGAAGAAAGGAAUAUGCAUUAUCAAAGCAGCCCAUACAUAUGCCAGUUUUUGGAUACUAACGACAGCCUUGUCACUCCCCUUUGAAUCAGCAGACACGAAUGGAUUUUUUUUUCCCCUUCAAUAGUUGAGCAGUUUGUAUGUACAGCGAAAAUGGACUUAACAAAAACCUGCAGCGUAGUUUGUUCUUGCUUUUAAACUUUGUUUUUGGUUUAGUUUAUGGAUGCAUGAAGUAAGGGAGUGAAUCAGUUUCUUGUUUAUAUUUUUUUCACCUUUUAAACAAAAAAAUUCUUAAAAAGUAUUUUAAUGCAUUCUUUUGAAGAGAUAGAUGUUUGGUACAUUUUAUGGCUCCCAGAGCAUAUAUUCAGUUGGUGCAUGUUGUAGAAGAAGGAAUUGGAAGUUAAAUGAGAAUAUAUGACUUUGGUCAUGUCAAUCUGUGAGACACAUCAGUAAAAGGGUAUUAUGCUCUGUUUUAGGUUUCUUUGUUUUUGUUUUUUUUCUUCCGUUUUCUUUUUUUUCUUUUUUUUUCUUCUGGUGAUGUGGCUUCAAUGCAAUAGUUUCUUUUGGGGGACAUAUUUCUGCCAAUUAAAGACUAGAAGGGCACAAAAAAUUUUUAAUACCAUAGAGAAGCAUAAACAAUUUCUGAUGUUUUGUAGCCAUAACUAAAUUAUGGUUAAAAUGUGCACUAUGUGAAAAGGAGCAAAGUAGUUUUGGGGGGUUUUGUUGUUUAUUUGUUUGUUUUGCUUUGUUUUUUAAGAGAUUAAAAUGUUUCUGGAUAAGGAUUAGCUUCUCAAAGUGUCCAUCAUUCUGUGUAGAAGCUUAAAGAUGUAAUGUAACCAAACUCCAGUAUUAAAAAUCUCUCAUGUUAUUUUUCUUUAUACAAAGCAAGAUAACGGCAUAUAACACUGCCAUAACUUGGCAAAAUGUUUGCUACCUUAGUUUAAGAAACCAUCUUUAAAACAAAAGACUUGCUUCAAGGUGUUUUUAAAUAGCAGUGAUUCAGAAUUAAAAAAAAAAAGUAUAAUUGCACUAACCUCCCUGCUGCUCUGAUUCUGCAUUGUGGUACUUGUGACUACUUUUUUUCAAAUAUAGAUAAGACUAUAAGCUGCUAUUUUUUUUUUCCAGUAAUCACUAGUAUAUCAUGUCUUUUGCUCUGUUUAUAAUAUCAAGUAUUUUCUUAAAGAUAUAUGUAUCAGAUCAAAUCUCUUCUCGUGCUCAUGCAAGUAAAAGCUAAACUAUACAGAUUCUACAAAUGAUAGCAUGGGGCUAUGUUUAUAUGUGUGAUUAACAGGGUUUGUCAUGAUUAAUGUCACAAUUGAGAAGUAUCAAUUUUGAGGAGCAUAGUUGUCAAAUUUAUGUCUCAAAGAUCUUAAUUAAGGAGUUGCUUAUUAUCAAGCUUAGCAAAUUUAUAACACUAGUUCCAUCACUAAUUGUUUUGAGGUCUUUGCUACUAAAAUCUAAACCAUAUUUUAAGUUUAGGUAGAAAUUGAUUUAACCCAACUAAUGCAGCUUUGAUUUUCAAACAUUUGUUGUUUUGCUAUUUUCAUAAAACAGCUUUGACUGAAGCAAGUCUUGGUUUUACUAAGGUAGGAUAGCAUUUGCUAUUGUUGAAGAAAAUACACUUAAUUUCACAAUGCAUUGUUAAAUGUAUCCCAGUUGUUGUUAGUGGGGACUAUGAUACUGUAAUAAUAUUUUUUAAAAUUCACAUCCAGAGAGGCAGUCAUUCAUGAUGGUUUUGUGCCAGCUGUUCUUAGGGUUUUGGAUCACAUUAUAGUUACUUAGAACUCUUACCCUGUGACUUAGGUAGGAAACCUAAUAUGCUGAGUAUCUGGCACUUGAAAUCCUGCUUUUAUUGCUGGAGGUCCACAUCUGUGUUGGCCUCUGUUGUUGUUUUAAAAAAAAAUAAAUAAAAAUUUAAAAAUCUGUGCAAUAAUUUUUAAAUGUGCUCCCAGGAAUAGACACAAAUGUUUUGAGUAUGUUUAAGCUGCAUUUUUCUUUAGUGAUGCAUUUGUCAAUUGCACUGAAUUUAAAUCUGAAAGUCAGAGGUGAUUAUCGAUAGUACUUUUGUAUUUUGAUAUGGACAAUUUAUUCAUUUGCAUAGUUACUUUUUUUUUUUCCCCAGUUGGUUAAAGCAGUUCUUCAACUUAGCUGCCAAAGUAGACAGCUACGUUUUUAUGGCUUUUGUCAUUUUUUCCAUUUUUUUUUUCCUUUUUAUCUUUAGCUUUUUAAGCAUAAUAGCCACAGUAGAACAUAUAAAAGAUUAUAAAUACAGAGCUUUAUUAUCCUGGAGUCUUGGGUCUUUUAAGUACCAACUUCAUCUGAAAGGUAUCCAUUUUGUAGGAUCGGGUUCUUUAUGGGCAUACAAUUGUUUAUUUUUGCUGCUGUUCUCAACAUCAUCUGCCUGCUGGUGUGCCACGAUGCUGCUCCAAAAGACAAAAAUGAGGUUGCCUCGAAUUUGAGCAGUAAUAUGACUGUAAGAGACCAUGUUUCACAGCCUGUAAGGUUCUAUAUUUGAGGUUCUCGUUCGUUUUCCUUCUAUUUUUUUUUUCCUUUUUUCUAAUAGCUUACUCCUAAAGAUCAUCAGAUUCCCAUAGAUUUUCUAUGGUAUCCAUUGUGUAUUGUUGUUUAAUAAGCUUCUGUAAGAAACUUAACAAAAGGAGAAAUAGAAAGGAAAACUUGAACGAAGACUCAUUGAUUAAAAUAGCAUAAAGAAAUAGCAGCUGUCACUCUUAAACUUCAUAAAUAUCGUUUUUUUUCUCUUUUUCAUGUAGAAAACCCAGGAAGUUCUUAUAUUUGUUCCAAUUCCCAUUUCUUAUAUCAGGUACCAUCAUUGAUUUUUUUUUUUUUUUUUUUUCAAAUGACACUUAGAAGUGCUAACUUUUAAUUUUCUAAUAGGUUUUAGAGUUUCUCAGAUUCGGUUUUUAAUUAUUCUCUAGGUAAGUAUGUUUUAGGAUUAAAUACCUUUUACAGAUACUGAAAGUGCCUCCUUUUGUGGUGUAAAAAAAAUUAUGGUGCAAAAAGUAAUCACUAGAUUGAAUUACAUGAAGGUUUUCUGCUUUUUGACAUAUGAAAAAUGUCAAGAGAAAGGCCAAAGAUUUGUACUUUUUCACUUAACUUAUAAAGCACUCCUUUUUCCUUAAACUCCUUUCUGUCAAAUUAGAUUUAAUGAAAGAGUACUAUUUUUAAGGAGUUACUGUUUGUGUAGAAUGAUUUUGUUAAGAGUAAUGUAAACUAUUAUUGAGUAGAGGAAUGAAGAGGAGUAUGCAAUUUUUUGCAAUUUUAAGGUUUCACAAAUGUCCAUUCUUAGUGAGCAAAAGAGUUGUUUUAAUAAGCAGAAAAAUAUAUCUCAAAUGCAGUGCUAUUUACUCUUUUCAAAAGUUUUCUUUUUUUUAAAGCACAUUGUACAUUUCUAUAGAACUUGCAUUUAUCCUCGCAUGCUAAGGAUGGUACUUGCAUUUGGUGAAUUACUGUUGACAGUUUCCACAGAAAUUCUGUUCAGUGGACCAACAUUGUGGCAUGGCAGCAGAUGCCAACAUUUGGGGGAAUAGCAGCAAAUCUACAAGAGACCCUCAUUGGUUUUGUUUCCUUUGUUUUUGUAUUUUCCCCUCCAAAUCAGCAGGGAUGGAAGGAGAGUGAGGAAGUUAUGAAUUAACUCCUUCCAGUAGUAGCUCUGAAGCAUCACAUUCAAUAUCAAUUUUUAAAACAUGAUUCUAGUUAAAUGUAGAAGAGAAGAGGAAGUGUUCACUUUUUUAAUACACUGAUUUAGAAAUUUGAUGUCUUAUAUCAGUAGUUCCGAAGUAUUAAUAGCAUCAUUUAUUUCUGCCUUUACGUUGACAGUGUUGAAGCAGGGUGAAUAACUAGGGCAUAUUUUUCUUUUCUAGUAAACUAUUCAUGAUGUUUUCUUUGGAGUUUCUGGAUAAGUUCAAGAAAACAUUUUGCAUGUUGUAUCUAGUCUGAUGUACUUAUCCAUCUCAUUAUAAGCAAAAACAGACAGACUGCAUUUUGUAGCUCUGUAAUCCCUAAAUACAGAAGUAAUUUUCUUCUUUCCUGACUUUGACAUUGUAGCUAUAAUAUGUUCUAAUUUUGAUUUUUACAAAUCCUUUGGGUCUAAUUCUGUGAGCCUACCUAUAGCACUGGAUUAAGAUGUCUGCAUCAUUUCUUUAGUUAUCCAGUUAACUUUAAAACUGUUGUAAAGUGUAAACCAGCCCAUGACAGUUUUUUGUACAUGUUAAAGAACUUUAUUGUUCAGUUUUCAUGAUUAUUGUGUAAGGAAGACUGAUAGAGAUGUUCUAUGCUGUCCUGGACCAUGUUAAUUACACUCAUGAUGUAUUUUGGUUUCACAUCACAAUGAUUUGUCCCCAGUGACCCUUUAUCCUUUUUUAGGCACAUUUUUUUUGUUGUUGUUGUUGCAGUUUCCCUUUGCAUUGUAUUGCUUUGACAACUGUAAUUUGAAUCAGAUCUGAAAGAGGUCCAGAAUAAAAUAUAUUUUGAUAUUA